This is a messenger RNA of Apis laboriosa (Himalayan honeybee), 1973 nucleotides long. It is a transcript of the gene Pdhb, whose product is annotated as pyruvate dehydrogenase E1 component subunit beta, mitochondrial. The record is from RefSeq and is a predicted model, not a curated record. The transcript is spliced from 5 exons. The coding region runs from base 153 to 1214 and encodes 353 amino acids. Gene Ontology annotation, molecular function: pyruvate dehydrogenase (acetyl-transferring) activity. Gene Ontology annotation, biological process: pyruvate decarboxylation to acetyl-CoA. NCBI's taxonomy places the organism in Eukaryota, Metazoa, Arthropoda, Insecta, Hymenoptera, Apidae.
UCUGGUACCGUUCCGCAUUUCGAUUUAUGGUAAAGACGGAGUCACGAACCAGAGGCCCUGGCGACUCAUGUGAAUAACGACUUAUAGAAUAGUUAAAUCGAUAGAAACGAUCUAAAAUUUAAUCAAUUAUUAUCAAUCUUUUGACGGCUACAAUGUUUUCGUCAAUUGUAACGAGAGUUAUCCGACGUUCAUUUUCAACGUCAAAAUGGAAUGCUGUGCAGCAGAUGACGGUACGAGAUGCUUUAAAUUCAGCCUUGGAUGAAGAAAUGGAAAGAGACGAAAGAGUAUUUUUACUUGGAGAAGAAGUGGCAUUGUAUGAUGGAGCGUAUAAAGUUUCUAGGGGCCUCUGGAAAAAAUAUGGAGAUAAACGUGUUAUUGAUACUCCUAUCACGGAAGCAGGAUUUGCUGGUAUAGCUGUUGGAGCAGCUAUGGCUGGUUUACGUCCUGUAUGUGAAUUUAUGACAUUCAAUUUUUCUAUGCAAGCAAUCGAUCAAAUUAUUAAUUCUGCCGCAAAGACAUUUUAUAUGUCCGCUGGACGACUAAAUGUACCAGUUGUUUUUCGUGGACCUAAUGGGGCAGCAGCUGGAGUAGCAGCACAACAUUCACAAUGUUUUGGUGCUUGGUAUAGUCAUUGUCCUGGUUUAAAAGUAGUAUCACCCUAUACUAGCGAAGAUGCAAAAGGAUUAUUAAAAGCUGCCAUUCGAGAUCCUGAUCCAGUUGUUGUGUUAGAAAAUGAAAUAUUAUAUGGUGUUCAAUACCCUAUGUCUGACGAAGCUUUAUCAAAAGAUUUUAUUUUGCCAAUUGGUAAAGCAAAGAUUGAACGUGUUGGCAAACACGUUACAUUAGUGGCACAUUCCAAAGCAGUUGAACAAGCUCUUCAAGCAGCGAAUGAACUUGCAGGGAAAGGAAUAGAAGCAGAAGUAAUAAAUCUUAGAUCUUUAAGACCUUUAGAUAUAGAUACUAUUAUACAAUCGGUAGUGAAAACGAAUUAUGCUGUAACUGUGGAACAAGGUUGGCCGCAAUGUGGUAUCGGUGCGGAGAUUAGUGCUAGAAUUUCGGAAAGUGAAGCUUUCUAUCAUCUUGAUGCACCAAUAAUGCGUGUUACAGGUGUUGAUUCACCUAUGCCUUAUGCCAGAACAUUAGAAAAUGCAUCUCUGCCACAAGCGAAUGAUAUUGUGUAUACAGUAAAUAAAAUACUAGGAUUGGUACAGUAGUUAUUUAUAUCUAUUUCUAGGUAAAAGAAUUAAAAUUUCCCAUCUCUUUCUCUCUCUCUCUCUCUCUCUCUCUCUCUUUCUCUCUCUCUCUCACUCUCAUUCUCACUCUUUCAUUCAAAUUUUACACAAAUUAUUCCUACAUUACGAUUUUCUCUCGUAGAUUUUUCAUAUAGGUAGGGAGUAAACAGUUUUAUAUAGGUAGGGAGUUAAAAAAUUAGAUAUAUUAACAAUUAAUAGGAAGUUGUUUUGAAGUUGCUUAAUAGAAAAUAAAUUCAACUUCCAAUAAUUGUACAUAUAUAAAAAUUCGUAAUAUAAAUGUAUAGUCCAAUUAGAAUAUAGUUAGAUUGUAGCAUCAAUAUAGCGAAAAAUAAAAAAUAAUUCGACUGUAAAAUGCCAGAGACAUAAAAAAAAUGUCAUUGUGGCAUCAUGCUGCCAAUAAUUUAUGGUGUUUAUUAUAAGUAUUUGAUUUUGUUAGUAUGUACAAAUGUGUAUAGUAAUAUUUAUACAUACUGAUGCGUAAAAACAAACUCGGAUCGAUUCGAGAUAAUACUAUGUAUAAAAGAAAUUGAAUACUUUGAUUCCUUGAUAGAAUUUUGAACAAUUUAACAUAGGAUUUUUAAAGUCUAUCUAUUGAGGUAAAUUAAUAUCUUUGCACAUAAAAGAAAAAGCUUAUUGAAAUACUGCCACAUGAAAUAAAUACAUAUAAAGAAUUAGUAAGAGUAAUAUUUCUCAUUUUAAAUUAUUACAUUAAAAGUGAUU